Molecule: messenger RNA, 2219 nt
Organism: Larimichthys crocea (large yellow croaker)
Lineage: Eukaryota; Metazoa; Chordata; Actinopteri; Sciaenidae
Gene: ddx19a
Product: DEAD-box helicase 19a
Exons: 11
Coding region: 137-1609 (490 amino acids)
Molecular function (GO): ATP binding; RNA helicase activity; nucleic acid binding
Source: RefSeq, a predicted model, not a curated record
GUGCGCCAUGAAGGCGUCAUGAGUCGUGUGCUCCCGGCAGGCUUCAUCGUUUCACGCUGACAUCAAACUUUGGAUAAAAGUUUGUCUCGUCGGUGAAAAAAAAUACAUUUAAAAAAAUAAUAAUUAAUGUUUAAAAAUGUCCAGAGACUCGUGGGCGGCUGCUGUGGACGUUCAAGAAGCGACAACUCCGCUCGUGCAGUUGGACUUCACCAAGAAGGUGGAGCGACUCCGACCACCACGAACCAUGAGAGGAGACAUUAACGGGAACGUGGUGCCGGAGGAGGACAGAGCCGAAAAUGGAGGCUGGAGAAGCGGGGAAGCGGACAGAGUGGACCUGGCCGAACAGUCCCUGCUGAACAAGCUGAUCCGACACUCUCUGGUGCGGAACAGGAACCAGGUGGAGGUCCUGCAGAGGGACCCCACCUCUCCUCUGUACUCUGUGAAGACGUUUGAGGAGCUCAGGCUGAAACCUGAGCUGCUGAGGGGCGUCUACAACAUGGGCUUCAACAGACCAUCCAGGAUCCAGGAGAACGCUCUGCCCAUGAUGUUGGCACAGCCACCUCAGAAUCUGAUCGCCCAGUCGCAGUCUGGCACGGGUAAAACUGCUGCUUUCUCGCUGGCCAUGCUCAGCCAUGUAAACCCAGCCAACAAGUGGACUCAGUGCCUUUGCAUCUCGCCAACGUACGAGCUCGCUCUGCAGAUCGGUCAAGUAAUCGAACAGAUGGGGAAGUUUUGUCCUGAUGUGAAGCUGGCGUACGGCAUCCGUGGCAACAGACUGGAGCGAGGCGUGAAGCUGCAGGAGCAGAUCGUCAUCGGGACGCCGGGCACCGUCCUCGACUGGUGCACCAAGUACAAACUCAUCGACCCCAAGAAGAUCACCAUGUUUGUGCUGGACGAGGCCGACGUGAUGAUCGCCACACAGGGUCACCGCGACCAGAGCAUACGCAUCCACAGACAGCUGACGAAAGACUGUCAGAUGCUCCUCUUCUCCGCAACCUUUGAGGACUCGGUGUGGAGGUUUGCGGAGCAGGUGGUUUCCGAUCCAAACAUCAUCAGACUGAAGCGCGAAGAGGAGACGCUGGACACCAUCAAGCAGUUCUACGUGGUCUGUAAGGGGAAGGAGGACAAGUUCACAGCGCUCUGUAAUCUUUACGGCAGCCUGACCAUCGCUCAGGCGAUGAUCUUCUGCCGCACUCGUAAGAUGGCUGCUUGGCUGACUGCAAACCUGUCCAUCGAGGGCCACCAGGUGGCGUUGCUGAGCGGGGAAAUGACGGUGGAGCAGAGAGCCGCCGUCAUCGAACGCUUCAGGAACGGCAAAGAGAAAGUGCUCAUCACCACAAACGUGUGCUCACGAGGUAUCGACGUGGAACAGGUGUCACUUGUGGUGAACUUUGACCUCCCGGUGGACCUGGACGGGAACGCCGACAAUGAGACGUACCUUCACCGGAUCGGCCGCACAGGACGCUUCGGCAGGCGAGGGUUCGCCGUGAAUAUGGUGGACAGCGAACACAGCAUGGAUAUCGUCCACCAGAUCGAGAUGCACUUCAAUCGGAAGAUCACCAAACUCGACACCAGCAAUCUGGAAGAACUGGAGAGACUGAUGAGCUGAACGCUGACGCAGUUAGACGUGUUACCUCGAAUUUAACUUGAGUUCUUUCAAGGGUUUAUUGUUUACAGAGAAGAGACGCAUGCUGACGUCGAGUAUGCAAACCUAUUUCACGGCCAAAGUUUAAUUUGACGUGUCCGACUUUCACUGAAGUCACCUUGAAGCCUUAAUGCCGUCUCCUUAGAGACGUUAAACCAACCACCAGCAUUUAAAGCCAGGUGGCGAUAACACAGUUGAUGCUUUGCAGUGUUGAGUUUUUGAUUAUUAUGCAGGUAGACGUUUGCACGAUUUGAUCAAGGGUUGAGUUCAGCUCAAAUAUCCUCGACUUGAAGUGACUUGAAGUGUUACACGCCCGUUUGAGCUGCUAGCUAAUGUUUACUUCCUUUAUAGUUUGGUGUUACAGCAGACUGGAGCUGUUGCUCAGUUUUUGUGUGAAUAAUUGAAUAAAUAAAUAUUGUUGCAUGCGGUUGCAGUUGAAAUGCUGUUUUGAUUUUUGUUUUGUUUUUUGCACGACAGUUUUAGCGUCUCAGAGGACGGGUAGCUUUAGCCUGUAACCUUCUCGUGUUCUGCACUUUAACAUGUGAUUGUUUGAAUAAAUCUUCCAGAGUGAGCA